AAAUCAAAGAAAGCUGAGGCAAAGCAAAGAUCAAAGAUCAAGGCCCUUUAUUAGGAAAUUGAAAGCUCUGUGUUUCAGAAUGAGAUUGUCGUUGUGGUUUGCGAGUGUAGUCGUUCUUACACAGCUUGUGUGUGGAGCUCUCUGUUGGGGGAAGGAAGGUCAUUACACUGUCUGCAAAAUAGCCGAGGGAUACUUUGAGGAUGUGACUAUAGCUGCAGUGAGGAAACUUCUGCCUGAAUCUGCUGAAGGAGAUCUAGCAUCUUUUUGCUCAUGGCCAGAUGAAAUCAAACACCUAUCCCAAUGGAAAUGGACUAGUGUUUUGCACUAUGUUAACACACCUGAGUACAGAUGCAACUAUGAAUAUUGUCGGGACUGCCACGACGCUAAUAAGCAUAAAGACUUGUGUGUGACAGGGGCAAUCUUCAAUUACACAAACCAAUUAAUGUCUGCUUCUGAAAACUCACAGAGGAUUUCCCACUUUAACUUGACAGAGGCUCUGAUGUUCAUAUCACAUUAUAUAGGAGAUGUUCAUCAGCCCUUGCAUACUGGUUUUCUUGGAGAUUUAGGUAACAAUAUAAUAGUCAAAUGGUACCAUCACAAAACAACUUUGCACCAUGUCUGGGAUAACAUGAUAAUUGAGUCUGCUCUAGAAACAUAUUACAAUUCAAGCCUUCCACGCAUGAUACAAGCCCUUCAAGCCAAACUCAAGAACGGCUGGUCAAAUGAUAUUCCAUUGUGGGAGUCAUGUCAAUUUAACCAAAAGGCCUGUCCAAAUCAGUAUGCUUCUGAAAGCAUUGAUCUUGCCUGCAAGUAUGCUUACAGGAACGCUACUCCAGGGACUACUUUAGGAGAUGACUAUUUCCUUUCACGGUUACCCAUUGUGGAGAAGAGACUUGCACAAGGUGGGAUUCGCUUGGCAGCGACUCUUAACCGCAUAUUUUCUGUAAAACCAAAGCUCGCUAGAUCUUGAAACCAAGCAAAAAGUUCCUAGAGAACCCAGUUUGGAUCAUCCAAGAACACUUCUUUUAAGUCUUCUUUAACAUUGAAUGGUUGAGUAAACCUCCAAAAAAUCUCUCAUUCUUCUUUUCCACAUAUUUUAGUGUUGAACAUUUGCCAAAAAAUUGACAGUUAUAAUCAGAUGAUUUUGUUAUAUUUUGGGACAAGGUUCCUAUUACAAAACACACUCAUGGAGUCAUGGAUAAUACGUGUAGAAAGUAAUAUUGUCAAC
Molecule: messenger RNA, 1228 nt
Organism: Capsella rubella
Lineage: Eukaryota; Viridiplantae; Streptophyta; Magnoliopsida; Brassicales; Brassicaceae
Product: endonuclease 5
Biological process (GO): DNA catabolic process
Molecular function (GO): endonuclease activity; nucleic acid binding
Source: RefSeq, a predicted model, not a curated record